Molecule: messenger RNA, 3617 nt
Organism: Microtus ochrogaster (prairie vole)
Lineage: Eukaryota; Metazoa; Chordata; Mammalia; Rodentia; Cricetidae
Gene: Galr1
Product: galanin receptor 1
Biological process (GO): negative regulation of adenylate cyclase activity; positive regulation of cytosolic calcium ion concentration; G protein-coupled receptor signaling pathway
Cellular component (GO): plasma membrane
Molecular function (GO): galanin receptor activity
Source: RefSeq, a predicted model, not a curated record
CUUUGAUUUCCUUGGGGGUUUAUUUCUGCUCUUGCUGGGAGAGGGAAAGACCAAAAGGUACCAAUUGGCAGAAAGGCUGCGCAACCAGUCCCCUCAUCCAGUUGCGCACAGGCACAGGAGCGCAUUCAGGUCGGCUCCCAGUGCCAACAGUCUCGCCUUUGUGGGACCAGGAGGACUGCAUUGAGAGCAGUACCCCGGUUCCAGCAAGGAGGUGGGGUGGCACCCAUUCGGGUGAGGACGCCCAGGCUCAGAGAGCAAGCUGUGAUUUUUCAGAUCGGACCCAGGAGGCAAAGAGGGGACACAGUUGAGUCCUCACUGUCCCUCCCGCGCAGCAGAAACUCUGCCCAGGACUGGGAACCCCCAGUGAGGUUUGCCCUGCAGAGGACCUGGGAGAAGGCAGGAGGGAGCCGCCGCGAGUCAGCGCCAGCGCGUCAGGGAGGUGGCUGUUAGUGUAGAAAGCUCGGCACUUUCUCCACUACUGAAGGUGUGCAGCACAGAGCUCUGGGAGCUCGGCUGGAAGAAGAGGCUCAGAGCAACAGGUGCGACCCCAAGGCACUGGGGAGCCAGAGGAUACGGACGGCAAGGGAUUAGAACCUAUUGGUAAGGCUCAGAAGAUUCUCCACCUGCAGAUCGUGAGUCCCACCCGCCCAGCUUGUAGACUGCCUGCGAUCCGAGUCGCCCAGACCGGUACCUCUUGUGUUCUGGAGCCCAUCGCCCCCGCAUGGGAAGGCUCGACUCCGGACUUGCAGCACCGCCCCCUCUUUAGCCAGGCCCGUUCGACCAGGCACUACGGGACGCUGCCCCGUGCUCUCCUGCCGGCUGAGGGAGGUUCCGGCUGGAGACACCCGCUCUCCUUGCCCUGUGCUGGGCCAGCUGGCGAUCAUUGGCUGCCACCAGAGCCCGCUUUCCCCGCCUGGCACACCUUCCCAGCGCGCUCCGUUGCACAGACACCGAGGGGUGUCCCGUAAGUGAUGGAACUGGCUACCUUGAACCUCAGCGCGGGGAACGGGAGCGAUCCAGAGCCUCCUGCUGAGGAGUCCAGGCCGCUGUUCGGCAUCGGUGUGGAGAACUUCAUCACGUUGGUGGUGUUUGGCCUGAUUUUCGCGAUGGGCGUGCUGGGCAACAGCCUGGUGAUCACUGUGCUGGCGCGCAGCAAACCUGGCAAGCCUCGCAGCACCACCAACCUGUUCAUUCUCAACCUGAGCAUCGCAGACCUGGCCUACCUGCUCUUUUGCAUCCCCUUCCAGGCCACCGUGUACGCACUGCCCACCUGGGUGCUGGGCGCCUUCAUCUGCAAGUUUAUACACUACUUCUUCACCGUCUCCAUGCUCGUGAGCAUCUUCACCUUGGCCGCAAUGUCUGUGGACCGCUACGUGGCCAUUGUGCACUCCCGGCGCUCCUCCUCUCUCAGGGUGUCCCGCAAUGCGCUGCUGGGCGUGGGCUUCAUCUGGGCGCUGUCCAUUGCCAUGGCCUCGCCAGUGGCCUACCACCAGCGCCUCUACCAUCGGGACAGCAACCAAACCUUCUGCUGGGAGCUUUGGCCCAACCAACUCCACAAGAAGGCUUAUGUGGUGUGCACUUUCGUCUUUGGCUACCUUCUGCCUUUACUGCUGAUCUGCUUUUGCUAUGCCAAGGUCCUUAAUCAUCUGCAUAAAAAGUUGAAGAACAUGUCGAAAAAGUCAGAAGCAUCCAAGAAAAAGACUGCGCAGACUGUCCUGGUGGUGGUUGUGGUUUUUGGCAUAUCCUGGCUGCCCCAUCACGUCGUCCACCUCUGGGCUGAGUUCGGGGCGUUCCCGCUGACCCAAGCUUCCUUCUUCUUAAGGAUUACUGCCCACUGCCUGGCAUACAGCAACUCUUCGGUGAACCCCAUCAUAUAUGCCUUCCUCUCAGAAAACUUCCGGAAGGCGUACAAGCAAGUGUUCAAGUGCCACAUUUGCAACGAAUCAGUCCCCAGCGACACUAAAGAAAACAAGAGCCGAAUAGACACCCCGCCAUCCACCAACUGCACCCACGUGUGAAGGCGCACUGGGACCGCCUGGCCCCCAGCUCCCAUGUGGGUAGAGAGAAGAGGAUGCAGUGGACAAUCACAAAACAUGGCAGCUCGUUCUCCUGACCACAAUCCAUAUCAUUCUAAAUACAUUCCACAGCUGUUAAGGUACUUUGAUUGUUGAGGAACUCGUGGGUCCACUGAAGUCCAAUUAGCUUCAUUAUAAAAUUGUAUUUCUGAAACAAAAGAAAAUUCUGUACAGCUGCUGUCUCUCAAGGAGUGAGAAUUCAGUAGCAUUCUACAAAUAAGUUCAGAUCCCAAGGGACAAGGCCUGUUCUGUAAAGCAGUAAAGAAUAUUUGAAAUCUACAUUUUUUUUUGAGACAGAGUUUUGCUGUGGGAUUGUCCUGGCUGUCCUGAAACUCACUGUGUAGACCAGGCUGGCCUCGGACUCACUGAGGUCCACUUGUCUCUGUCUCCCGAGUUCUGGGAUUAAAGGCAUGCCAUAGAACUCUACAUUUUAAAGUCAGUUAACUUAGGGAAAAAGUUCUUUUUUUCCCUUCAGCUUUGAGAGGAAAGGUAAUAAUCUAGCCUGUGUGUUUUAAAAUACAACCAUGGCACAGAAUAGUGGAUUUUAUUCCAUUAAACCUUCAUGGACAGGCACCUCUUCUGAGUAGGGUGGAGGAGGUGGCUUUUCAUUCUGUCUCUAUGGGUGUUCAGAGGUCUGUCUUGGAACGUGAGGCCCAUCAUGUUCAUCUCAGGAGAUCAGCAGUGAUUAUACUUUGAAACAAGCCUGUGAACUGGAAUAUUUAGAGCAAACUAAGCAACGCCCAGGGAUCUGCCAAGGACCAACGAUCUUCAGAGGCACCAGGGGGAGGUUCCUGGGGAAGAAGACUGUAUGUUUGAGCUUUAAGCAUGUUCUUGGCGAUAUCUAUUAGCUAUGCCUCCCAAGAACCUAUGAAGCCAGUCAUCCAGUAACUUCGGCGGGACUGAAAACUGGACAAAAUUUCAUUAGACCCUGGGUAAUAUCCAUGUCACUUGGAGAAAGCAAGAGAGACAUUUGACUCAGACAGGCUGAAGACAACGAAACACAUGGAAGAAUAUGCAUGCCUAGAGAAAUGCUGCCUUGUAUGUAGAUACAUUUUUUUUUAUUAAACUAGUCCUAACAAAAGUUUAAUGCUCAUUUUCCCCAAAUAUUAUUCCCCGGGGUAAUGCUACUUCAGAGUUAGAAUCCUUACCACUUGACUUACUAAUGUAAUUUUCAUGACAAGUCCAUAUUUCUUUAUACUUGCCAUAGAAAAUAUGGUGAAAAGACUAAAUUGUCCUAUCUCAGAAGAAUAAUGAUUCGACUUAAGACUUUGAUAUAUUUUAGGAGGUAGGAAACAAAAGCAAGACAUGUUUUUUUUUUUUUUUUUUAAUCAAAAGGGAUGUUGUGUCAGUGCCAAAUCGGGACCUGCUAUGAAACAUGUAAUUUAUGUAAAAAAACAAAUGUAAUGUGAGCUUUUGGCCUGUGAACUUUUCUAGCUCACCUGUGACCAUCUCCCUGCGUGCAGUGUUUACAUUUGCAAAGGUCCACGGAAAAAGGAGAACCGUUCAAGUCACGGGGCUAUGAGUUUCCAGCGGUCACCCGGG